AUGUUCAACCCAUUAAAUAAAUCUACACCAAGUAUAUUCAAGAUUUUCACUCGUGGGAAGAGAGUCACUAGUACCCUUAACGUGGCUACUCAAAAAAUAGUCAAUCAAUUGUCUGUUUUAUCAGCCAGUAGGAAACAACCAAAACUUUUAAGAUUAUGUAAAGAAGAUAUUAUUAAACAUAAAACUAUUAUGAAUGCUUGGAAAUUGUUAAAACGUAGAAGAGUUACUAAACAAAUGGAUCAAUUAUCUAAACAAUAUAAUAGUAUUCAAAAUGCUAUGGAAGAUUUGAAAACUACUAGUCCUCAAUUAUACCAAGCUGCUAAUGCUAAAGAUAAUAAACGUUUUACAACUUUUCCUAUUGAAAUGAGAGUUCCUACUGAUUUCCCACCAAAUAAGCCAUGGAUUUAUAAUUAUGCUCCAAAAAGACAAACUCGUAAAUAG
Messenger RNA from Candida tropicalis MYA-3404, 441 nucleotides. Its product is annotated as mitochondrial 54S ribosomal protein mL40. The record is from RefSeq and is a predicted model, not a curated record. Gene Ontology annotation, biological process: mitochondrial translation. NCBI's taxonomy places the organism in Eukaryota, Fungi, Ascomycota, Pichiomycetes, Serinales, Debaryomycetaceae. Gene Ontology annotation, molecular function: structural constituent of ribosome. The transcript has a single exon. The coding region runs from base 1 to 441 and encodes 146 amino acids.